AUGCAAGAGAGCACUGUAUUUGCUUAUAAUCAUGGACAAUUGUCACCCUCGCAGCGAUCGGGGGUUAUCACGCUCAUCCAUAAGCGUGGGGAUCGUCUUGAUAUGAAGAAUUGGCGUCCCAUUACAUUAUUAUGCGCUGACUAUAAAAUUGUUGCCAAAGCUAUUGCCAAUCGUUUGUUGGGUGUUAUUGCCAAGGUAAUUCAUUCGGAUCAAACUUGUGGGGUGCCGGGCCCGAAUUCGUUAGAAAGUGUUCGUUUGCUGAAGGGUGUGGUUUUUCAUGCCAAUCAGAAUCGUAAAGCAGCUGCAAUUAUUUCGCUUGACCAGGAGAAGGCGCUUGAUUGGGUAGAAUGGGG
Paramuricea clavata is the source of this 353-nucleotide messenger RNA. The record is from the annotation of a GenBank genome assembly. NCBI's taxonomy places the organism in Eukaryota, Metazoa, Cnidaria, Anthozoa, Malacalcyonacea, Plexauridae.